GGAAGUGGGAGCCAAGUCAUAUGCAUGCAAACAGAGAAGAUCUGAAAGUGAUGAACAGCUAGCUAUUGAUCUUCAUCCAGGCAUAUAUUCAAUACCAUCAUUGGCAUAAACACUUGCAUUAUGGAUGCUUUUAAGGGCUGUUUUUGCUUGAAGAAGGCCAAAACCAAAUCUUGGUGUCCAGAGGCUAGCGUCCUUGCUUCUGAAACACCUUUUGCAGUCAAUGAAGUCGAGGCCUUGUAUUGCCUCUUCAAGAAACUAAGCGGUUCCAUACAUGAUGAUGGUCUUAUUCACAAGGAAGAAUUCUAUCUUGCACUUCUCAUAAACAGUCGUCAGCAAAAUCUUUUUGCAGACAGGGUAUUUGAUCUAUUUGAUGUUAAGCAUAAUGGGGUUAUUGAGUUUGAAGAAUUUGUUCGAUGUUUAAGCAUCUUCCACCCAAAUGCACCUGAAGCAGACAAAAUUACAUUUGCAUUUAGAUUGUAUGAUCUACGGCAGACUGGCUACAUUGAGCGCGAAGAGUUGAAGGAGAUGGUGUUGGCUAUUCUGACUGAAUCUGAUCUGGCACUUCCUGAUGAUGAUGUGGAAUCAAUGAUUGAUAAGACAAUGAUGGAGGCAGAUUCAAAAGAAGACGGAAAGAUUGAUCUAGAAGAGUGGAAGGAAUAUGUAGCAAAGAAUCCAUCUCUGAUAAAGAACAUGAAUCUUCCAUAUUUAAAGGAGAUAACCGUGGCAUUUCCCAGCUUUUUGCUGAACACAGAAUUCGAAGAGGAUAAAUAAUUGCCGAUGACAGAUAGUAUAGUUGUUCUCCCUUAGAUGCUGAUCUCAUCAAGACACAUCCCCUAUGGAGAACUUGGUGCAUGCAUCCAUGGUUGCAGUUAAAGCAGUAGAGAGAGGAGCAAAGACCAACAAAUCUCUGAGGCGCCUCCCGUCAAGCUAUACUAUUUCCAUGGUUGCAAUAAAAUAUUUGUUUACAUUGGUUUAAAAUGUAGUUCACAUUGUUUCUGCUCAUCUGUGUGGC
Molecule: messenger RNA, 1012 nt
Organism: Corylus avellana
Lineage: Eukaryota; Viridiplantae; Streptophyta; Magnoliopsida; Fagales; Betulaceae
Product: calcineurin B-like protein 7
Biological process (GO): calcium-mediated signaling
Molecular function (GO): calcium ion binding; kinase binding
Source: RefSeq, a predicted model, not a curated record